Molecule: messenger RNA, 1988 nt
Organism: Anoplophora glabripennis (Asian longhorned beetle)
Lineage: Eukaryota; Metazoa; Arthropoda; Insecta; Coleoptera; Cerambycidae
Product: neurogenic protein big brain-like
Exons: 4
Coding region: 75-1883 (602 amino acids)
Biological process (GO): transmembrane transport
Cellular component (GO): plasma membrane
Molecular function (GO): water channel activity
Source: RefSeq, a predicted model, not a curated record
UGCUUCUUAAUACGUCGCCACAAUUAAAACCAGGAAUACGCGACAUAUACAUAAGUGAAAAUUAAGUGUUAAACAUGACAGAAGAAAAUUUUUUACAGAGUGACCAAAGUGUCGAAUAUUACCUAGUGACGAUAUUCGAGAAAAUAGAAAAUAUAAGAUGCGAGUCUAGUAACGUGGUAGAUAACAGUAAAUCGCAAAUGCGGGUGGAAAUACGCACCUUGGAAUUUUGGAGAUCCGUAAUUUCGGAAUGUUUCGCAUCUUUUAUAUAUGUCUUUGUUGUUUGCGGUGCCGCAGCUGGAGCUGGAGUGGGUGCUCCAAUUCAUUUUGUACUUCUCGCCACUUCCUUGGCCUCCGGCUUUGUUAUUACUUCGUUAACGCAAUGCUUUGGACACAUUUCUGGUGCACACGUAAAUCCGUCAGUUUCUAUAGCGAUGGGUGUAAUCAAAAGAAUUUCGCUGUUGAGAAGUAUCCUCUUUAUUGUAGCCCAAUGUGGGGGAGGCAUCGCAGGGGCAGCAUUACUCUACAGGGUGUCCGCUUCUGGUUACCAAGGAAAUUUAUCAGCAAUUAUCAGUUAUGCUGGUAAUACUGGCCCUUGGGAAAGACUUGGAAUUGAAUUUGUAAUGACCUUUAUCGUUGUGUUUUCAUAUUUGGUUUCUAUGGACACGUAUCGUAAGUGGAUUGGAACCUCUUCGAUAGCAAUCGGUUCAACCUAUUCAGCAUGUUCAUUUGUUUCAAUGCCAUUUCUAAAUCCGGCAAGAUCCUUGGGUCCUUCCUUCAUUUUGAAUAAGUGGGACAACCAUUGGGUGUACUGGUUAGGACCUCUACUAGGCGGUAUAGCAUCUGGUUUAACCUACGAAUAUAUUUUCAAUCCCAAACAUCAAAGGACGAAUAAAGACCUGCAAAAUGAUGAAUCGUCUAGUAUCCAUUCAGACGAAAUAGACAACUAUGACGAUAUAGACAAACCGACCCCUCCAAAAUUUCACGGAUCUACUUACAAUAAUUACAGGCCUAAUGUCACAGGUGCCACUCAAAAUUGCUGUGGUAGCCUGUACUCCGUUCCCCCAGCAAAAUUGGAAAGAGGUGAAUCGAUAUACGGAGGUACUAAAUCUUUGUAUUGUAAUUCACCUCCAUUGACAAGAGCUAAUUUGAACAGAUCUCAGUCAGUUUAUGCUAAAUCUAACACAGGUAUCAGCAAGGAUAUUAUACCAAAACCUGGACCGUUGGUGCCAACACAAUCCAUGUAUCCACUAAGGCUCCACCAACAUAGUAUUGUCCAAAACCAAAACCUGCAAAACCAGCUUCAACAGAGAUCUGAGAGUGUAUACGGUGUAAGAGGUGUGACACCCGGAACUUCCACUAAUAGGUCCGAGAACCACAGUACCAUAGAUCGCCAAAGAGACACUUAUUCAAUAACAGAAAGCCAAAGAUCUACUUAUUCUACAACAGAUAGGAAAAGGAGAGAUAAUUAUGCCACAAGCGAAAGCACUUACGGCACAGCAAGUAAUGCUAACUCUGAAAUUGCUUCAAAAUUUGAGGAAAACUCUAAGCCCACGCGAAGUAACAGACCUGAGUCUAUGUAUGGAAUGGUUGGUUCACAAACUCGUAGAGUAACCCCUCAAUCUGAUGAUUCUAGUUACAGUUCUUAUACAGCCAACAGCAACUCGAGAAACACUACUAGCUCAACUGGGACUAGUGUAUACCAUAAUACUCAAAAUACAGGGAAUUACCCACCAAAAUCAAGUUCCAAUUACACAGGACCGCCUGGUUUAAGAAGUAUUAACAGUUCUGAAACGAGAUCUAAUCAGCCCUCUUCCCAAUUAUUAUCUAAUGCAGCGAAUUCUAAUACUUACCACCAUCAACAUUCACCAAUUCCUCAAUAUUAAAUACUUGUUAACUAUUUUUUAAGAUUUUUGUACAUUGUUAGAUAGAAUUGUAUAAAUUAGUCUAAGUGAACAUUUAAAAGGAAGAAACUGCUAUGUUUGAUACUA